This is a messenger RNA of Fibroporia radiculosa, 459 nucleotides long. RefSeq lists its product as uncharacterized. The record is from RefSeq and is a predicted model, not a curated record. The transcript is spliced from 2 exons. NCBI's taxonomy places the organism in Eukaryota, Fungi, Basidiomycota, Agaricomycetes, Polyporales, Fibroporiaceae. Bases 1 to 459 code for a protein of 152 amino acids.
AUGGUCGUUGAUGAGGUCAUUCCGGGCGACAAUGGCGACGUGUCGCGUGAUACCGGAGAUGAGGAGCCUGAGGACGACGACAACGCUGACGAGAUCGAAGAAGAGUCGGAAGGGGACGAAGGGGCCGACAACGCCGAAUUGUUCGUCACCGAGGAAGUUGAAGCGCUCGAUGGCAAUGGCAAGGCCGCUGAAUUGUGGCGAGUUGUGCGACAACGCAACUGGUCGGGCAUCUCAUCCGAAGAUAUCAAGAAGCACGUGAAGCAGGCUCGACGGAAAGGCCAAUGGUGCGACCGCUGCAAGUUGAACCACUCGGUCUCGACUUGCGUCCCGUCGCGCAAGCAGCCGGAUAAGUGCGAGAAGUGCACUCACGACGUACAAGGCUGCUACUUCGAUGGGGCCUCGAUGCGAGGCCGGUCGAAGUCGUCCCGAACUGCGCGCGACAAAGGGAAAAGUAAGUGA